Molecule: messenger RNA, 2694 nt
Organism: Coniosporium apollinis CBS 100218
Lineage: Eukaryota; Fungi; Ascomycota; Dothideomycetes
Exons: 9
Coding region: 1-2694 (897 amino acids)
Biological process (GO): protein import into nucleus
Cellular component (GO): nucleus; cytoplasm
Molecular function (GO): nuclear import signal receptor activity; small GTPase binding
Source: RefSeq, a predicted model, not a curated record
AUGGACGUGAACCAGGUUCUUGAAGGGACCCUAUCCCCGGACGUGACUGUCCGCACGAAUGCCGAACAACAGCUGACCCAGGCCGCCGAGGCGGAUUUCUCCGGCUACCUCACUACACUCGCUCAAGAGCUUGCAAACGAGCAAGCGCCGUCACACAUCCGUCAAGCCGCGGCUCUCGCCCUCAAGAACUCUUUCUCCGCUCGCGAAUAUGCCCGGUUACGACAGGUUCAACAGCGGUGGCUUACACAGAUUGAUGCGAACAUCAAGAGCUCCGUGAAGAACCUCACACUCAAGACGCUGUCAUCUCCCGAUGCGAGGGCGGGGCAGGCAGCGGCGCAGUUCCUCGCAUCGAUCGCCGCUAUCGAAAUCCCUCGCCAACAAUGGCCAGAGCUUAUGCCUACCCUGGUGCAAAAUGUUGGCGAAGGGCAGGAUCAUCAGAAGCAAGCUUCUUUGACGGCUAUUGGCUACAUCUGCGAAACCGAGGAUGUCGAACUUCGGGAAAGCCUUACAGCACACUCAAACGCCAUUCUUACUGCGGUGGUGCAAGGAGCUAGGAAGGAAGAGCAAAACGACGAUGUGCGGAGCGCGGCUAUCCAAGCACUGAGCGACUCGCUUGAGUUCGUGCGGACAAACUUUGAGAACGAAGGCGAGCGGAACUACAUCAUGCAAGUUAUUUGCGAAGCAACACAAGCAUCAGAUAUUCGGAUACAACAGGGCGCAUAUGGCUGUCUGAACAGGAUCAUGGGCUUGUACUAUGACAAGAUGCGGUUCUAUAUGGAGAAGGCUCUGUUUGGUCUGACGAUUCAGGGCAUGAAGAGCGAAGAGGAGGAUGUUGCCAAGCUCGCAGUCGAGUUUUGGUGUACUGUUUGCGAGGAGGAAAUCUCGAUAGAGGACGACAACGCUCAGGCCACUGCUGAGGGCUCUACCGAAACACGACCGUACUUCAACUUCGCUCGCGUUGCGACACAGGAGGUUGUACCUGUUCUGCUAGAGCUCCUUGCAAAGCAGGACGAGGAUGCAGCUGACGACGAGUAUAACGUCUCACGCGCGGCCUACCAAUGCCUGCAGCUUUGGUCGCAGACGGUCGGCAGCACCAUCGUUCCUCCUGUACUGCAAUUUGUUGAGCGGCACUUGCGGUCGGAAGACUGGCAUUAUCGGGAUGCCGCUGUAUCUGCAUUCGGAGCCAUUAUGGAGGGACCCGACGAGAAGAUGCUGGAUCCGCUAGUCAAGCAAGCUCUCCCCGUACUGAUUCAGAUGAUGGACGAUUCGGUUGUGCAAGUCAAAGACUCAGCAGCCUAUGCUCUAGGCCGCAUUUGCGAGACUUGCUCAGAGUCGAUCGAGCCUUCAAUGCACCUCCAGCCUCUUAUCACAUCGCUCUUCCAAGGCCUAUCGAGCCAUCCCAAGAUGGCGUCCUCAUGCUGCUGGGCUCUAAUGAACCUUGCAGAACGCUUUGCAGGAGAGCCCGGCUGCCAGGAGAACCCUCUGUCACCGCAUUUCCAGGCUUGUGUUACUCACCUGUUGCAGGUGACUGAGAGGGGCGAUGCUGACAACCAGCUGCGAACUGCCGCUUACGAAGUUCUGAAUGCCUUCAUUACGAACGCGGCCAACGACAGCCUCCCUAUCGUUGCUUCGAUGUCUGACGUAGUCUUAGAGCGCUUGGAGAAGACGAUUCCCCUGCAGCAGCAGGUGGUGAGUGUAGAGGACAAGCUGACUCUUGAAGAGAUGCAGACGAGCUUGAGCAGCGUGGUCAUGGCCAUCAUCCAGCGACUCGAUGUCGAAAUCAAGCCUCAAGCCGACCGCAUCAUGCAAAUCCUGCUGCAGCUCCUCAGCACAGUCGGGGCCAAGUCCAGUGUACCGGACACGGUCUUUGCAGCGAUCGGUGCCCUAGCAAAUGCACUGGAAGGGGACUUCCUGAAGUACAUGGAUGCUUUCGUUCCAUACCUAUACAACGCGCUCGGCAAUCAGGAAGAGCCAAGCCUGUGCGCUAUGGCAAUUGGUCUCGUCAGCGACAUCACUCGAGCCCUUGGCGAAAAGGUGCAGCCUUACUGCGAUACGUUCAUGAACUAUCUUCUCAACAACCUACGAAGCACAGUCCUUGGCAACCAAUUCAAGCCAGCUAUCCUACAAUGCUUUGGGGAUAUUGCACAGGCCAUCGGAGGUCACUUCGAGACAUACCUUCCGAUUGUUGCUCAAGUCUUACAGCAAGCCGCUGGUAUCAACAUCAAUGAGCAAACCUCCUACGAGAUGCUUGACUACGUCGUCUCGCUCCGGGAAGGUAUCAUGGACGCCUGGGACGGGGCCAUUGUUGCUAUGAAGAGCGGAGGCAAAGCACAACUACUGGCACCCUAUGUCGAGUCAAUCUUCCAGCUACUACAGAUUGUCUACACGGAUCCCAACCGCACUGAGGCUCUGCUGCGAUCUUCUAUGGGUGUUGUUGGUGACCUUGCGGACGCGUUCCCCAACGGCGAAUACGCGGAAGCCUUCCGUGCUGAUUGGCUCACUGUAAUGGCCAAAGAAGUCCGCUCGAACCGCGAAUUCCAACAGCGGACUCAGGACACAGCCCGCUGGGCACGCGAGCAGAUCAAGCGGCAGAUUGGUACGAAUGCCUUCACUCCCUUCCGGUUCUCAACACCUGAGUUCCCGUCUCCGGCAUCUUCAACCAACUCCAUCCGCUAUAUACCCAGUCAGCACUAA